CUUUUAAAAAAGAAUAAAUACUACCAAAGGACAUAAACUAUAAAAUAUAAAUCAGUUAUAAAUCCUGGUAACAGCCACUAUUAGUCUUGGUGUAUAUUUUUCCAGAUGUUUUUCUAAAAGUAUAUAAACUUAUUCCCCUCUCAUACCCACAAAAUAGAAAUUACUUUCUAUUUAAUAAUUAGAAAAAUAAAUUAGAAAUUAGAAAGACCUGCUAGUUUCAUUUUGAAAAAAAAAAAAAAACUAAUUAGAAAAGCUACUCAAAGGAUAAAAUAGUAUAAAACAAAUACAGUAAAAAGACAUAUGGUGAAGAAAAAGAUACUAAAAAAAGAAUAUUAAAGAAUUAUAUGUAAAUCAUAUUUAGUUAAAAGACUAUAUUUAAAAAUGGUUUGGGGAAAAAUUAAUCACUUCAGCUAAAAGGAUGUCUCUCCCAGAGGCGCAUGGCAGCGAGAGCUGCAGUUCUGAGUUCAUGGCUCACAGCUCCACCAAAACCAAAAUCAAAACCAAACACGCUGCCAUGGACUCGAUUCCGUCUCAUGGCGAUCCCAUGUGUUACAGAGUAGAACUAAGCUCCAUAGGGUUUUCUUGGCUGUAGUCUUUAUGGAAGCAGACUGCCAGGCCUUUCUUCCGUGGUGCCACUGGUGAGUUUGAACCUUCAACCUUUCGGUUAGCAACUGAUCACAAACUGCUUGUGCCAACCAGGGACCUUUACAGCCCCACACACAGGAUUAAAGGGGAGAGACCUUCAGAAGAGGCACUUUAGACCAGACCUUUAAGACCUCCACAGAGGUUCAUCUUGUAGUCAUCUUCCGGGCCUUGGGGUCGUCUUCAGGGCAGAGAGAGACACAAACCAUAACUUCAGCGUAACCCUGGUUUUGAUUUAUUCGUUUGUGUUUUUGUCUUCCUUUUCUUCUUCUUGUUCUUUUUUUAACCUGAUUCUAAGCCUUCCCAGCUCAAAGCCUGCAAAAUAUCUUCCACUUAUUCCUGAAUCGGUGUCCCCGAGUGGUGCAAACACUUAACAAACAUGCUUGGCUGCUAACCAAAAGGCCGGUUGGAGGCUUGAGUCCACCCAGAGGCAUCUCAGAGGGCUCGGAGAUGUACUGUCUAACCAGUGCCUGGCACUUAGAGGCCUUCAAUAAAUAAUUACUGAGUUUAACGUUUGCUCUCUCCAGCAAGCUGGUAACGUCCUCGAAGGCAGGAAUCUUAUAUUCAGUAGGGCCCCGAUGACAGAACAAGGAAUCGGCUGGGUCCCUGCUCUCCAGGAGUUCACAGUUCAGUGUAGACGGGUAAGACAAUAACUCGUCCAUUUAACAAGUAUUUUUCCAAAAUCAGUACAUGUGUACAAAGUGGAAAAGAUGAGGCAAGAGUGGUAAUUCCCUGGCUCCAGACAAAGUUGCAGGAUUGAUUAGGGGGCAGGGUCGAAGACAUCCUUUGACCUUUUCAUUGGUUGUCGCGGACCCUGCCUCCUAAGACCUCACCAAUUUGCGACGCCUGCUGGGAGCCUCGCAGCCUGCAGACAGCCAAUCAAAAGCGCCGAUGGAGGGAGUGUCGAGACGCUGACGCGAAUUACCGCCCAGCGAAAAAUGUCGCAGUUCCGACUGCCCAGUGGCGGGGGUUGCAAGGCGUCCGGCGGCUGAGUGCCGGCAGCUAUGGAGGACGAACAACCUGACAGCCUGGAGGGCUGGGUGCCGGUCCGCGAGGACCUCUUCGCCGAUCACGGGCGGCACCAGCUGCGCUUCCUCGUGGCCUGGAACGCUGAGGAGGGCAAGUUCGCCGUGACUUGUCACGACCGGACGGCGCAGCGGCGGCGGCGGCGCGAGGGGAGCCCGCCGGGCUCCGAACCAGGACCUGAGCGGGAGGCCGCCGCGCCCCUGCCCAGCUGGGACGCGCUCUUCCCGGCCCAGGGCGGCGCCGCAGACUGUGAGAGCCUGCGCGAGUUCCGGGAGCGGUCCCUGCGCGCGCGGUGGACCGAGGCGGGCGCGCGGCUGCGCCAGGUUCUUCAAGGUCAUGAAAAAGCCAACACAAUGGUAGCAUUAAUGACAGUUUAUCAAGAGGAAGAUGAAGCAUACCAGGAAUUAGUUAUUAUGGCAACCAUGUUCUACCAGUAUUUACUGCAGCCAUUUAGGGAUAUGCGGGAAGUUGCAACUUCACGUAAACUUGACAUUUUGAAAUCCUUGGAUGAGGAUGAUCUGGGUCCUAAAAGGGUAGCUGCCCUGCAGAAGGAAGCCAAAGAAUGGACUAGACGGGCUGAAGAAGCUAUAGUCUCUAUUCAGGAUAUCACAGUGAAUUAUUUUAAGGAAACAGUAAAGGCAUUAGCAGGAAUGCAGAAACAAAUGGAACGGGAUGAAGAGAGAUUUGGCCAAGUUGCCUGGGCUGCAGUAACUCCCAGGUUAGAAAAACUCAAGCAGAUGUUAGCUCGAGAGACUCUGCAACUCAUGAGAGCCAAAGAGUUGUGUUUAAAUCAUAAAAGAGCUGAAAUUCAGAGAAAGAUGGAAGAUCUUCCAGAACAAGAAAAAAAGAUAGAUGUUGUAGAUGAAUUAGAAAUACGAUAUUAUGAAGUUCAAUUAGAACUAUAUGAGGUUAAGUUCGAGAUAUUAAAAUAUGAAGAAAUACUGCUUAUUACACAGUUGGACUCUAUUAAAAGACUUAUAAAAGAGAAACAGGAUGAAGUUAUCUAUUAUGAUACAUGUGAAAGUCUGGAGGAACUUAAAGUCAUUGAUGAAGUAUUGGGGCCACCGAAGGAAAGGAACUCGGAGGUGAAAAAACUCUGCAGGCAGUCCCAGCAGCUGGAGUCCAAACGAGGCAGGAUCUGCGCUAGAAGAGCCUAUCUCAGGAACAAAAAGGAUCAGUGCAAAGAAAAUCAUCGGCUCAGAUUGCAGCAGGCUGAAGAAAGUACAAAACAUUUUCAUCAGCAUCAUAGUACUGAGAUGAAAAGAGUCAAGAUAAAAGAAGAGGAGCAAAAGAAAAAAGAAUGGAUAAAUCAAGAACGCCAAAAAACACUCCAGCGAUUAAGAGCAUUUAAAGAGAAAUGUCCAGGUCGGUCUGUACUAAAAAAUUCUUGCUCAGAACCUGUGACUCCAAACCUGCCAGGUGAACUUUCCCAGCAGGCAUCCCCGCCGGCUUCUCAGACUGUGUCAGUAAUUCAUCCGUCGUCUAAGAAAACCAGAAGUACUCCCUCAUCUAAAGUUAGUAAUGUGAAAAGCCCCAGGUGUCAAGACUAUCCUGGAAAUAUCCCUGUCCAGAAUUUUGUUCCAGUUGGUGACCACACACACUCCAAAUCCAGUGAGGAAUUGUCACUGCCAUCACCUCCUCCUCCACCCCCACCUCCUCCUCCACCCCCACCCCCUCUCCCAUCACCUCUUCCUACUCGGCCCUUUUCUUCUCAAUCUGUAACUCAUCGGAACCUACACUUCAGGACUUCAGUAAAAGAUGAUCAGCCACUUCCUCUGGUCUGUGAAUCACUUCCUGAGAGACCGCGUGAUUCCUCUGAAAGUUUUAAAUGCUCAGGAUCUAUGGAUGAAGUGUUGGCCUUAUUAAGGAGUGGCAAAAGCCCUCUCCAGAAAGUGGACGUGCCCACUUUGCCCUCUCCCCGCACCUCAGUCAAUGAGCACCUCCUGGCUGCCAUUAGGCAAGGAGUCAAACUGAAGAAGGUUCACCCAAACUUGGGCCUGAGCCCCAGCCACAAACCACCCACCGACCUUGAGAGGAGCAUCAAGGCGGCUCUCCAAAGAAUUAAGAAAGUGUCUGCUGACUCCGAGGAGGAGGAUGGCAGUGAGCAGAGUUCCAGUGAGUGGGACCAAUAGGCUCUUCUCCAAGGACAGGGCACCCACCACAGUGUGCUUGAAUGAAGAAAGAGGGGCUCAAGCCUUUUCUUGAAAAGCAUAUAUACAGGCUGCUGUCAGACUGGCCACAUAACAGCCUGAAAGAUCUACAGGGUUUUGUGUGUGAUGUUGCAGCUUUUAUUUGAUGUUGUGGCUCUUAAAAUCGGGGAAGGAAGUAGAGGAGACGUGUUGACUUCCCCAUGCAAAGCCAGAGUUGGAAUAUAAAAGCCCACAGAAUGUCUUGCUGGCCUAAGAAAAUAGUAUUUAUAUUUCACCAUGGAUAAUCUAGAAUCGUUCCCUGAUUCUGAAAAAAGUUUACAUUAUUAUGGUAAACAGCACUAUUAGACUACUGACGGUGCUCCGUGUGUGUGGAAUAGUUGUUUCCUCAGAUUUAGAAGUUACAAUGUGAACAUUAUUUUAGCAAUAAUCAGAAUAAAUUGCUUAUAUUCAGAAAUUAUUUUAAAUAUUUUAAAUUUAUUUUCUGUAUCAGGCACUCUAUAAAAUCAUAAUAAAGAACUAUUUAUAAUGUAUCAGUGUAUUUCAUGAGGAAAUGAAAAUAUAAUAUCCUAACUGAUGUAAUCAAUUCCCUAUGGUUUGCAAAGCAAAACCGUCCCUGCCUGGGUAGGUUUAAAAUUUCUAAUAAGAUUUCAGCUAAAUAAUUUGUUUAAGCAAAUAGUAAGGAUGGGGGAAUAGCUCUUCCCCUCAGGAAUUGAGGUUUCAUGCUGGAUAUCUCUUCCCCUCCUUGCUUCAGGUUAAAGUGAGGAAGGGGAAGGGAGCCAGUACAAGGCAGUCUGCUCUUUUCUCUAAUUGUCCGAAGUGUCCCCAAUGACAUCAUA
Molecule: messenger RNA, 4654 nt
Organism: Trichechus manatus latirostris (Florida manatee)
Lineage: Eukaryota; Metazoa; Chordata; Mammalia; Sirenia; Trichechidae
Gene: WHAMM
Product: WASP homolog associated with actin, golgi membranes and microtubules
Exons: 11
Coding region: 1647-3800 (717 amino acids)
Biological process (GO): endoplasmic reticulum to Golgi vesicle-mediated transport; Arp2/3 complex-mediated actin nucleation
Cellular component (GO): endoplasmic reticulum-Golgi intermediate compartment membrane; cytoplasm
Molecular function (GO): Arp2/3 complex binding; actin binding
Source: RefSeq, a predicted model, not a curated record